Molecule: messenger RNA, 2156 nt
Organism: Cuscuta europaea
Lineage: Eukaryota; Viridiplantae; Streptophyta; Magnoliopsida; Solanales; Convolvulaceae
Source: the annotation of a GenBank genome assembly
GGCUAAUUAUGUAACUGAAACCCGUAAGUUUGAACCUUACGUUAGUUAAUUAUGAUUAAGAGGGAGUAGCAAAUCAUAAUCAAGUCACUCACUAUCUCUGUCCACUCGGCGCGAUCUCUCUACCCCUGCUUGCUAAAACCCUAGACAAACAACCCCACCCCACUUCAUCUCAUCACAUUCCUCGAGCUCCGUAUAGAUCAAGUGGGAUUUAUAGGGGUCGAAAUCGAGGAGACAGAUCCUUCCUGCUUCGAGCCGAAUUAAGGGUUUCGACUCGCCGCUUAUAUCUUGCACCAGUUUUGCUCGUUGGUAGUUCGGAUUUAGGAGCUAUGGAGACAGUAGCAGCUGCGGCGGUACCGCAACCAACGGUUUCUCCCCAAAUUGUGGGUAACUCGUUUGUUGAUCAGUAUUAUAACAUACUGCAUCUCUCUCCCGAAAUCGUCUACAGGUUUUACCAGGAUAGCAGCAAACUAGGCCGCCCCGAGGAAGAUGGAUCUAUGAGCUGCACCACCACCAUGAAAGCAAUCAACGAAAAGAUACUCUCUCUUCAUUAUGACGACUUAAGAGCUGAAAUAAAGUCUAUUGACGCCCAAGAAUCAUACAAUGGAGGAGUGUCUGUUCUUGUAACUGGAUACCUGACUGGGAAGGACAAUCAGACCCGAAGCUUCUCACAGUCUUUUUUUCUGGCACCCCAAGACCAUGGAGGGUACUUUGUUUUGAAUGACAUGCUUCGAUAUGUGGAAACAGUCCAUCAACACGAUAAGACCCAUAUUCCAGUGGUUGAUAUAAUUGUUCCAUCUACUGCAGAGCCAAGUUCUCUUCCUGUGGAAGAGAAUCACGUUUUGGUGCAUGACACACCAUCAGCAGAGGAACCAAAUGGAGAAGUGGACAUCCCAGAUCAGAAUAGAGAUGUGCCUACAGUUAAAGAGGAAGUUCCUGUGGCUGAGGUUAUUAACGAAGUACCAGAUGAUUCACAAGUGGUUGUUGAAUCCGACAUCAAAAUCGAAGAAGUACCCAAGAAGUCAUAUGCUAAAAUUGUCAUAGAGCUCAAAGAAAAUGCUGCUACUUUCUCACCGCCUCCAGCAUCUGCUUCCAGAAAAACUGUAAUAACAAAUGUAGAGAAAGUUAAUCCAUCUCCAGCCCCAGUAUCUAAUGAUACAGAUGGUUCAGUAUCUUUUGAAGCCGUGAAUAAUCAAGAGGCAGAAGCAGCUGAGGGCUAUUCAAUCUACAUAAAAGGGCUUCCUUACAGUACCACUGCAGCUUCUCUUGCUGAUGAAUUCAAGAAGUUUGGACAUAUCAAACAAGGAGGAAUUCAAGUCAGAAAUAAUAGACCACAUGGAUUUUGUUUUGGCUUUGUGGAGUUUGAAGAAGCAAGUGCUGUGCAAAAAGCAAUUCAGGCUUCUCCAAUGCUAAUUGGUGGACGCCAAGCUGUCAUUGAGGAGAAGAGAUCCACUAACUCGCGAGGAAACAACAGAAGAUUCUUACCAGGGAGGGGUGGUUUCAGAAAUGAGGGUCCUGUGUUCCGAAAUGAAGGUUCUGGAUUCCGAAAUGAAGGAGGGUCUAGAGGGAGAGGAAAUUAUGGUAGUGGCAGGGGAGGAUACAACCGAGACUUCAAUGGGAGGAUUGAGUUUGGCAACAGGGGUGGCAAUCGAGGAGGAUCACUUAACCGUGGUGGUGGUGGUGGUGGUGAUGCAUCGUAUCAGAGGGUUGAGAAUGGUGGUCGGGUGAAACGUGCCGUGGGUGGUGGUAUGCCUAAUGGAAAUGCAAAAACCAUGGCACCUCGGGUAUCUGCUACUGCUUGAGAGCUGAUUCAAAAUGGGACGAUUCUAGUUUGAAUUAAAAUAAUUCAAAUGAUUCGAGUGUCUCGAUUGAACCUUUUUUCCGGUUUUCCCUGAUAGUUAGGGGCUAUGAUUUUUUUAGACAAGGGUAAUUUAUUUAUUUUCCUUAUGCUCUUUGAUGGGUGUUGUGUAGGAUGAUGGCAGUUGAGUUGAAAUGGUUUCUGUUACAUGUAGUUUAUUUAUGAAUCGAUUUAUUACACUCCUAACCCUAAGGGAGAGAUGCCUUUUCAAUCAUUACUGAAUCAUUUUUUGGGGUGUAUUAACAGAAAUUUUGGACUUUUGAUCGCCAAGGUUGGAUAAUAUCUUAGCCAUGAAUCAAUU